Messenger RNA from Thermothielavioides terrestris NRRL 8126, 2032 nucleotides. RefSeq lists its product as uncharacterized. The record is from RefSeq and is a predicted model, not a curated record. Gene Ontology annotation, molecular function: ATP binding; heat shock protein binding. The transcript is spliced from 2 exons. Gene Ontology annotation, biological process: protein refolding; response to heat. The coding region runs from base 189 to 1904 and encodes 571 amino acids. Gene Ontology annotation, cellular component: cytoplasm. Lineage: Eukaryota; Fungi; Ascomycota; Sordariomycetes; Sordariales; Chaetomiaceae.
AAAAAAAAAAGCCCCAAAAAAGCUGGCCGGGACCGAGAAGCUGCAAAAGCCGACUCAAGGCGAAGAGAGACGGCCCAACAGAUCCGGCGCAACACUCCUCCGACUCGCAACCGCAAACGAGGCAGUACACUUGAAUCCACGCUCGCCGCGGGAAUGCCAAUCGCAAAAAUUGACACACGGUGGACGAGAUGAGCGCGAGCAUCCUUCCGAAAGCCGCGGGGGUCCCGGUGCGGCAGCUCUCGCCGGCGCAAAUAUGCCGUCGCCAGAGGUUAAAACCGUGCGCCAGCCGGCCCUCCCGCGCCGUGGCCUACUCCGUCGUUUCUACGGUUUCCGGUCGGCCAUCUCCCAACAAAGCGAGGGCCCAGUCGUCUGUUUCGCGGCCGAGGGUGUGUCCUUCCCCGACCCCGCCGUUUCGCGGUCCCUGUUCCCCGGUUGCUCACAGGGGACAGCAGGUCUCCUACUUCCACACAACGCGCCGCCUGCUCGCCACGCCGAAGGACCCAUACGGCAUCCUGGGAGUCGACAAGAGCGCGUCGGCAGCCGAAAUCAAAAAGGCGUACUACGGCCUGGCGAAGAAGUACCACCCCGAUACGAACAAGGACCCCACCGCCAAGGACAAGUUCGCCGAGAUUCAGUCCGCGUACGAGAUCCUCUCGGACCCCAAGAAGCGGGAGCAGUUCGACCAGUUCGGCGCCUCUGGCUUUGAUCCGAGCGCCGGCCCCGGCCCGGGCGCCGGCCCAGGCGCCGGCCACCCCUUCGGAGCCGGCCACCCCUUCAGCGGCUUCGCCGGCGCCGGUGGCUUCGGCUCCAACAUCAACUUUGACGAUAUUUUCUCGGCGUUUACGGGCGGCGCCAGCCCCUUUGGGCGCGCCGGGCGUGGUGGGCCGUUCCAGACGGAGAUCUUGCAGGGCGAGGACAUUGAGGUGCAGGUGACAGUGUCGUUCAUGGAGGCGGCCAGGGGGACAACCAAGACCAUCACGACGCUUCCGCUCGUGACGUGCAAGACAUGCGGCGGCAGCGGUUUGAAACAGGGCACCAAGCGGGCGAGCUGCAAGAGCUGCAACGGGACGGGCACGCGGGUGCACUUCAUGUCGGGCGGCUUCCAGAUGGCCAGCACGUGCUCGACCUGCGGCGGCAGCGGCGUGGCGAUUCCGAGAGGCUCCGAGUGCCGCUCGUGCCAGGGCGACGGCGUGGUCCGGGAGCGCAAGACCAUCACCGUCGACAUCCCCGGCGGCAUUGAGGACGGCAUGAGGCUGCGGGUCAGCGGGGAGGGCGACGCACCGCCCACGGGCCGCGCCUCGGGCUCCGACGUGCGUGCCACCAAUGGCGACCUGUACGUCUCCGUCAAGGUGGCUCGCGACCCGCAGUUCAGCCGGCAGGGCUCGGACAUCCUGUACACGGCGACGAUCCCGUUGACGACAGCCAUCCUCGGCGGCGAGGUGGUCAUCCCGACGCUCGAGGGCGACGCCAAGGUGCGCGUGGCCACGGGCACCAAUUCCGGCGACCGCAUGACACUCGCGGGCAAGGGCAUGCCCAAGCUGGGCGGGCGGCGCGGCCGCAUGGGCGACCUCAAGGUCGAGUUCCGCGUCGCCAUGCCCAAGUACCUCACCUCGAACCAGCGGGCGCUCGUCGAGAUGCUGGCCGACGAGCUCGGCGACAAGUCGGCCAAACGUAUCAUGAACCUGCACAGGACAACCUCCGCCGACGCAAACGAUCCCGAGUCUCACAAACACGAGGGCUUCCUCAAGUCCCUCUGGCACAGCCUAACCAACCACCCGGCGCACCAGCAGGGCAAGCAGGAGCCCUCCGAGGGCUCUGACAGCAGCAGCAGCACUGGCGCCAGCAGUUCAAGUACAGACCCCAACAAGCCCGAUGACGGCAAGGGUUCCGGCUCGUCGCCAUGAGAGUCUGUGCCUGGCGAAUUCAGCCUGAUCGAGCUCAGCUGAACUGAGCUGAGUUGAGCUGAGCUGUGGCGACGGGUAUAUGACGGGCGCGGUUGCGCUGAGCUGAGCGACAGACCAGACCAACAUGA